This is a messenger RNA of Trypanosoma conorhini, 1707 nucleotides long. RefSeq names its product dispersed gene family protein 1 (DGF-1). The transcript has a single exon. NCBI's taxonomy places the organism in Eukaryota, Euglenozoa, Kinetoplastea, Trypanosomatida, Trypanosomatidae. Bases 1 to 1707 code for a protein of 568 amino acids. The record is from RefSeq and is a predicted model, not a curated record.
AUGAACUCCGUAGGCGACCCCGGUCCCGGGGUGCGUGGGCUGUGCUUCGUCAACGUGACCUUCACCGCCGCGAUUGCGUUGGACCUGUCGAGCUUCGAUGCGCCGCAGCAAACCCUGAACAUCACGCUGCUGCAGUGUGUCUUCAUGGGCCUGUCGAUCCGGGCGAGCGGUGAGCGCGUGCACGUGAACGUGACGUCCGCGCUGUUGGAUUCGGGGCAUCUGCAGUUCGAGGGUGACCUCGGUGCCGGCUCCCAGGUGCUGCUGGCGGGCAGCGCGAUCUUGGCGACGGCGGACCACGCCAUUUAUUUCCAGGGGUUUUAUCUUGGGGUGAACUCGACGCUGCUGCUGCUCGACAACCAGAUCGAGGCGAGUACUUACGUCCUCUACUCCCCAAUGGGGCUUGCUCUUGACGGGAGCGGGCUCAUUGUGAAGGGAAACACGCUGAGGGCAAGAGACAAGGGCGCAAGUGCAGCUUCCGCCGUGUAUGCGGAUUCUUUUGAUGUGAAGAACGGCGGCCACUUCGACGUGGAGAACAACACGAUAAGCGCGGCUCGGGGCAUAUAUGUAUACUCGGGGCUUACCGUGAGCUCUGCGGGGCUGCUGAGGGUCGCGGACUGCGCCUUCGUUGGCAACGCCGGCGAUUCUGAUUCGUCGCUAUUUUAUUUGUUCGAUGACAUUGUCCUCCAGGGUGGUGGGCAGCUGCGUGUGGAGGACAACAACGUGAGGGCAGCCGCGGUAUUACGUUUGCCAGGCUCCGGGCCUGGCUUUAGGCUGUCGGGCAGCGGCACCACUGUGGCGUUCGCACGCAACCGCCAGGCGGACGCAAGUAAGCCGUUUGCGGAGGCUGCUUCAUUGGGCGUGGACGUGAGUUCACCCGCGCAGUUUGUGGUGGGGUGCAACCUGCAGGGCGAUGAGGAGGCGUCGUACGACGGCGUGUUUCCGGAGGAGGUGGUGCGGUUCAGCUGCGGCACGUGCAACGGCGAGGCGGCGUGCUACAUGCCCGGGACGGAGUCGGUGGACAGCAGCUCGUGCUCGUGUGGCUGCAAGGCCGGGUGGCAUGGCGCGUCGUGCCUUCCAUUCGAGGUGCCCGACGUCGCUGCGCCGCCCUUGCCGGAGAGAGCCGUCGACGGCAACACGAGCUGCGUGGAGGGCCAGACGCUGACGAGCCUCACGCUGGACAUGUGGAAGACGCACCACUGCUACGUGGGUGUGACGUUCAGUGGCGCGGGCGCUGCGCUGACGUUUUUACUCCCCCAGAUGCCGCUGCAUCUCCCCAUCAACAUCACGUUCUCUGGGUGCACGUUCCUGGGCGGGGCCGCGCUGCAGUUCGUUGGGGGCGGUGAGGCGGCCGAGUCCGCUGGCGUCCUGAUCCGCGUGAGCCAGACGGUGAUGAAGUCCUCCGUCGUGGCUUUCUCGCGUGCCCUCCCGCAGCGCUGCGACAUCGCAGUCACGGAGGUUGACGCGGUGCAGACCUCCUCGGUCUCUUUGCCGGGCGUUGGGGGCAGCUCGUACAGCGUGGUGCUGCUGGAGAGUGUCGUGUUGAAGGCCUCUUCGCUGUUGGUCAGCAACGUAACGGCGCGUGCGUCCGGGUAUUUCGAGCAGGCUUGGUGUGCGGUCGUCCGGGUACCUGAAGCUGGUGGGCGGCAGCUCCCUGUACGUGCGGUACUGCAGCUUCGAGGAAUACACGCACCUCCUCUACGUGUAUAG